Molecule: messenger RNA, 2385 nt
Organism: Diatraea saccharalis (sugarcane borer)
Lineage: Eukaryota; Metazoa; Arthropoda; Insecta; Lepidoptera; Crambidae
Source: the annotation of a GenBank genome assembly
AAACUGACGUUGCGUGUUUGGUUUAGUUUGGGUGGGUUUUGGUGGGUUUGGUUUUCUUUUUCAUGUGUGGUUUCAGUUUCGUAUGUUCUUCAACUCGUUUAGAUGUGUACCUAUGGUUUAGCUCUUUAAAUAACAUUUAGAGCACCUAUUUAACCUAAUCUUAAAAUUGUAUUUUUGCGAUCCUGUUUUUUAUUAAACCGCUAUUUUUAUCACUUUGAAUUUUAUACCUAUCAACUACUCAACUGUGCAUCUGUCUUUCUUAAUAUGAAUUCUGAAAAAGAUAAUAAUUCGGAUAUCGGCGAUCCUGAAGACAAUAUACCUAGCGAUUUCUUCGAUGACUUUAACAAAGAGGAUUUCAUAAACGGUCUCAAUGUAAUAGACAGUUGGGAUGAUGACGACAAUAAAAGACCCAGGAUCGACACCGAAACCCUUGACAGCGUAAAAGAUCUACGCGAAUUAAUACGCGAUACUAAAAACGAAGAAAGAAUUCAGAAAAAUAAACGUGAACACUUUAAGUUUAACAGUAAGUAUAAAUGGCAUAAAGAUGAUCAAUCUUCUUCUAAGAUUUCCUCAUGUGAAGGUCCUCUUGAUGACUUUAUCAAGCCAGGCAGUCGGCGGGACCCCAAUAAGACCAAUGAAGCCAUAAAAAAAGAUAAAGAAGUAAAAGUUAAAGAAUACCUUGCAAAGCAUUUGGAUUCUACAGAUGAUCUCAAACCACCAGGAACUGAGCUGGAUGAUUAUUAUGAAAAAAAGAAAAUGACUGCUUUAGAAGAUUCAAAAUCACAACAUCGACCUCGAGAAAGUCAACGCAGUUGGCGGGAGUCACCAGGAAGAGUUCGUCGAAGCCCUUAUCGGAGCCCACGUCGAAGCCCGCGUCGAAGCCCACGUCGAAGCCCACGUCGAAGCCCUAGGCGCAGCCCGCCGUAUCGAUGUCGCAGCCCCAUUCGUGAUGGACGCAGGCUGAGCCCUCGUCGGUUCAGUCCAAGAAGAUACAGACGUCAAUGGAGUCCACGUCGCCAUAGCCCAUCAAGGAGGAGCCCUCGUCAUCCUCAGCAUUCACGAUCACCAAGAAGAAGUUAUCCUUCUCGGCAUUCUCCUACUCGGCAUUCUUCUUCUCCUGCAAUGGAAAUCAGAGACACCUUCCUGUACCCACAUGGGAUGAUAUAUCCUCCAGCAGAAUCUUCUUAUCCAGUUCCUAUGGAAUCUGGUUAUCCUGGUAGUGUUCCUGGCUAUUCAUAUCCACAAGGACCUCCAUAUGCAGGGUAUGGUGGACCAGGUUAUGAAUAUGGAAUGCAACCAGAGCCACCUGUGGUACUAAAUCAACCGCAGCCAGUUCCACCUCCCCUUAUGGAUUUACAAUUAACUUUACCAUCAGUUCAAGCUCCUACUAUGAAACUAACUCCUGAAAUGGUUCCAGCACCACUGCAGACUGUGUCCCCAUCAGCUAUGAAAACUACACAACCAUAUGAUGCAUUGGCACAAUUAGUAGCAGAGGGUAAGCUUUCUAAAGAAGAUUACCUGAAGCUUGCACCUAACAAAGAUAUGGGCAACAGUAUUGAUACCAAGACAAGAGUUAUGGUGCUAAAUCGUUGCAAUCAAGCUUUAAAUAAACUAACGAGCCUGCUGCUGCCCAAUCAUCUAAUAAUGAACAACAGUGUUAUCGGUCAAGAACCCAAAUGUUUGGCGCCUAAAUACUGUUCACCGUUGAAGAGACAAGCAGCUGUGGAGUUCCAGUUCACCAAGAGCGGCGGGACUUCUCUCCAACAAAACAAGCAACUUGUCGAUAGCAUCUUAACUACUAUAGGUUUGGAUAAAAUCGUCGCCAGGCCUAAGAAGAAAGCACCGAAGGACGUCAAAGAUGCAGCCGUCCAAACUGUUCGAGCGCACUGCGACAUCUGUGAACUCCGAGAAUCCACGAAGCACAGUGAAGUUGGAAUAUCCACAGAUCCAGAGUACUUUAUGUCUUCUAUUCAUACUCAAGUUGUAGAGCAAGAUCUCAUUAAUUCUAAAUCUAUAUUCAAUCCUACUGGUGGCGCUUCAAAUAGUGCUCCCAUUUCUAUUGCGCAUUUAACACCUGCCCAGUUAGUGUCCCAGUUGGCUGCUCGGGCAAAGACGUUAAAACAGACUGAGCCUAUGCCACCCCCAAACCAGUUUGGUAGACGUAAUCCACCAAACAACUAUGAUAAUAGAGGGGGUCAAUAUAGUAAUUACGAUUAUCGCUAUUAGCUCGCAUGUAAUUUUUCUGAACUUGUUCAGAGUCUUUGUUUAUGAUUCCGUUAUUUAAUAAUUAAGGUCUUAAACAAAGUUUUAUUAAAUAUGUAAAUGAUGUAAAAAUGUCACAAAAACAUCAUAAUACAAAUAUUAAAAUAAAGUUUAGGGAUUUAG